AUGUGGCCCAAGGAUGAGACUUUGGGGGACUUCUGGAGGAUGGUCUGGGAGCAGCAGUCAUCUAUUAUCGUCAUGGUAACCCGCUGUGAAGAGGGAAACCGGGUUAAGUGUUCACAGUACUGGCCGGCUCCAGAUCGGGAGGCCGAGAUCUUUGAGGAGUUUGUAGUGAAGCUGAACUCAGAGGAGAUCUGUCCGGAUUACACCAUCCGUCACCUCAGCCUAACUAACAAGAGGGAGAAGAGCUCAGACAGGGAGGUGACUCACAUCCAGUUCAUGAGCUGGCCCGCCCACGGCGUCCCAACGGAGCCACACCUCCUCCUGAAACUGAGGCGGCGCGUCAACGCUUUCAAGAACUUCUUCAGCGGCCCGAUCAUCGUCCACUGCAGUGCUGGAGUGGGUAGAACAGGGACUUAUAUCGGCAUUGAUGUCAUGAUGGAGGCUAUGGAGGUGGAGGGCAGAGUGGACAUCUACGGUAACAUGGUCAGACUCCGCAGACAGAGAUGCCUCAUGGUUCAAGUGGAGGCCCAGUACAUCCUGAUUCAUCAGGCUCUGGUGGAGCACAACCAGUUUGGAGAGACUGAGAUCCCACUGUCCGAGGUCCACAGCACACUGAGCACACUCACAGAGAAAACUUCUGAAAGUGAACCCACCCUGAUGGAGGAGGAGUUUGACAGAGUCCCCACAUUUCAUAAAUGGAGGACGUUCAAUACGGGGAUCACUGAGGAGAACAGGGGGAAGAACAGCCCUUCGUCUGUCAUCCCAUAUGACUACAACCGAGUGCUGCUGAAUCUCAAUGAAGGAUGCAGUCAUGUCAGUGACCCUGAAGAUGAAGAGGAUGAGGAAUCCUGUAGAUACAUCAAUGCCUCCCAUAUAAAUGGAUACUGGGGCCCACGUGCCCUCAUCGCAGCUCAGACUCCACUGCCGGACACCAUGGCUGACUUCUGGUUGAUGGUUUACCAGAAGAAAGUGUCCACUCUUGUCAUGCUCUCAGAGGAGAAUAAGGUGCCUAAAGAGUCUGACGCUGUGUACUGGGAUAAGGACAAGAAGUCAUUUGGGGACUUGGAGGUGGAGGUGGUGAGCACAGACGCCACGCCGACCUUCAUCAGACGCAAUCUGAUGAUCCGCCACGUCAAGAAGACAGAGAGUCGCUCGGUGAAGCAGUUCCAGUUCCUGAAGUGGGUGAACAGGGAGCUGCCGGAGACGCCUCAGUGCCUCGCAGACAUGAUGAAGGAGAUCAAGAAGGGCGAUGGAGGCAGCAAAUCACAGACGACCGUGGUCCACUGCAAUGACGGCUCGUCCCGCUCAGGGGUUUUCUGCGCCCUGUGGAAUCUGCUGGACUGCGCUAAGACCGAGAAAGUGGUGGAUGUUUUCCAGGUGGUCAAGACUUUACGCAAGGAGAGACAGAGCAUGAUCUCCAGCCUGGAGCAGUACCAGGUCCUGUAUGACACAGUGCAGAUGGUCUUCCCUGUCCAGAAUAUCAGUGAAACCGCAGCAGCCGAGCAGCCAGACAGCGCUGCCAGCAGCCAGCAGCAGGAGGCGGCAGAGAGCACUCACCUGGUGGCUGAGGAAGACAAGGAAGAGGAGCCUGGGAAAGAGUCCUUGCUGAUGGAAGACACCAGCACCGUCCCUCUGAACGUGUGAGGAGCAGCGACACACGGGGCUGAGCCUUUUCCUGAGGAGAUUUGUGCUGCAGCUCAAUGCU
This is a messenger RNA of Limanda limanda (common dab), 1702 nucleotides long. Its product is annotated as receptor-type tyrosine-protein phosphatase C-like. The record is from RefSeq and is a predicted model, not a curated record. Gene Ontology annotation, molecular function: protein tyrosine phosphatase activity. Lineage: Eukaryota; Metazoa; Chordata; Actinopteri; Pleuronectiformes; Pleuronectidae. Gene Ontology annotation, biological process: protein dephosphorylation; positive regulation of peptidyl-tyrosine phosphorylation; negative regulation of protein kinase activity.